Schistosoma intercalatum is the source of this 2855-nucleotide messenger RNA. Lineage: Eukaryota; Metazoa; Platyhelminthes; Trematoda; Strigeidida; Schistosomatidae. The record is from the annotation of a GenBank genome assembly.
UAAAGAUAUUGAAUAAAGUAUGAUGAACUCAUUUUACAGGUGGUAACCAAAAUAAAUUUACUAAUUUUUUUUGAAUGAAGAAACUUUUGAAAUGUUUACAUGGUUUUAUAAAAUAUCAAUAACGUGUUGACAAUUACCAUGGUUACUCAAUGGCUAAAUAAACGAUUAAAACAAAAAUAAAUAAAUAAAUCUUUUCAAAAUUAUUAAAAUUCGAAUGUUCAAUAAUGAAAUUGUUAUUUUAUUUGUUGAUCAUUAUUCAAUGUAUCUAUGCAUUACGUAAUAAUCAGCAUAAAGAACAAUUUACCAAGAAUAUUAAUUAUCUAUUACAAUCUAAUAAUAAAAAGAUAUUAAAAAACCAAAAUAAUCCUUAUCAAAAAAUUAAUCAUAAUUCUGAAAGAUUAAAAAGAAAUUUCUUAAUUGAUAUUCAUUCACAUAAUACAUUGUGUCAAUCUGGUUCACAAUCAUUUCAAUGUACUCCACCAUUUAAAGAUAUAUCACGUGGAGUAUCUGUUUAUGCAACUUCUACAUGUGGAGAACAACAACCACAACAUUUAUGUCGAUCGAAUAAAAAUUGUCAAUUAUGUAGUAUUAAUUCUACUGAAUGGAAAUUUUCAUCAGAAUAUUUAACUGAUCGUCAUGAUAUUGAAAAUCAAACAUGUUGGGCAUCAGGAUAUAUUCGACCAGGUGAAGUUGUUAAUCUUACUAUAUCUUUGGGAAAACGUUUUGAAGUAUACUAUAUAUCUUUACAACCAUGUAGUUUAGGUAGUAUACCAGAUUCAAUAGCAAUCUAUAAAUCAUCUGAUUUUGGUCGUACAUGGCGUCCUUGGCAUUAUUUUUCAACUGAUUGUUAUCGAGCUUUUGGAUUGCCUACCUCAAAUGAACAUAAUAGUCAUAUAACAUCUGCUAAUUUACAAGAGGUAUUAUGUGUUGCUUUACAACCACGUGAAAGUUAUUACAAUUAUCAAGGUAGAAGAAUUCGUUCAAUGAACAGUUAUAUUUUCAAUAAACCAAAUAUUACUAGAAAUUUCGGAGGCAUAGGUGUACCUUCAGAUUGGGUUAUUGCAUUUAGCACAACACUUGGUCGACCAGUAACACGACCAUGGAGUCCAGCAUUGAUUGAUUGGAUGACUAUGACUGAUGUUCGUAUAAGCCUAAUGAGUUUUCAUCAGUCUAACGAACCAGAAUAUCGUAUUAAAAGAAAUGCAUAUAGAAGUCAUCUAUCUGAUCACUCUAAAUUAACACAGAAUUCACAAACUAUAAACAAACUACCCUUAUUUCAAUCAACUUACUUUUAUGAUAAUUUUAAUAAGUAUCAAUUAAAACGAACACGAAAUUCAAGAGAUGGUCAAACCAUUACGGAAUUACCUCAUAAAGAAAUCAAUCAUACUAAUAAGAUAGAUAGUCAAACUGAUUUGAACAUAAAUGCUAGAAAAUCUGUAAAUGUAACUAUAAACCCUGAGAUUUUAACUGAAAUGGAUUUUUAUGCAUUUGCUGAUAUAGCCAUUGGUGGACGUUGUAAAUGUAAUGGACAUGCAAGUGAAUGCAUAUUGGGAUCAAAUGGUAAGCUAAUUUGUGCAUGUGAACAUCAUACAUCUGGUGAAGAUUGUGAAUAUUGUAAACCUGGUUAUAUGGAUAGACCAUGGGACAGAGCUACAACUCAAGAUGCAAAUGUCUGUAAAAAAUGUGAUUGUAACCUUCAUUCAAAUGAAUGCCGAUUUUCAAAUUCACUUUAUUUAUUAUCUAAUCGUGUAAGUGGUGGUGUUUGUGAAAAUUGUCAACAUAAUACAAUUGGUCGUAAUUGUCAUCAAUGUGCUGAAGGUUAUUAUCGAGAUUGGACUAAACCAAUCAGUCAUGAAAAUGUUUGUUUACCUUGUCGAUGUCAUCCAAUUGGAUCUAUUGUCCGUCAUGAUUGUGACAGAAGAAGUGGACAGUGUCGAUGUAAACAAGGUGUAGCUGGUUUAACCUGUGAUCGUUGUCAAGAUGGAUAUCAUCAAACGCGUUCUCCACUUAAUCCUUGUACGAAAGAUUUCACAUCUCGAGCAGUAGCUUUGGCUCAUACACCAGGUGAUAUAAACUGUCCACCAUGUAGUACAAAUAAAGAAAGAAUUAAACUGAAAAAAUUCUGUCGUAAAGAUGCAGUUUUUGAAGCUUCAUUCAAAUCCCGUGAACUUCAUGGAAAUAUGACUCGUUUUGAAAUGCAUAUUACACAAAUUUGGAGAAUUAAUAAAGAAUUUUUUAAAGGAAGUUCAAGUAUUUACUGGCCUGCAUCUAAAUCUUUUAUUGAGUUUGAACAAUAUAAUCAAGAUGAACAUGAAGAAGAGAUGAAAAGAAAAUCAAAUGAAUUAGUUCCUGUAUGGGUUCGUCUAAAUGAAUUAAAAUGUAAAUGUCCAUAUAUUGAAUUAGGUGUUUCAUAUCUGAUAGUAACAGAUUUUGAAAGUUUCACAAAUAAAAUAAGAAAUGAAUUAUUAUUUUCAACAAAAACUGCAAUUUUACCAUGGCGUACAAGUUGGAAACGUAGAUUAAUACGAUUUCGUAGAAGAGAAAAUCGUGGAGGAUGUGAAAAAUUUCGUGAACCAACAAAACUUCUUAGUGUAUUUCGUCCUAAACAAACACUUGAAAUACCAACAAUUCAUCGUGAAUGGCAAUCAUCAAUUAAUGCUCAAAUUCCUUCAUCUAUUCAUCAAAAACCAUCAUAUUCUUUAUCUUUACGACCUUAUUCUAAAUAUAGACAAAAGUUAGAUGAUGAUGAUUUGGAUGAUGAUGAUGAUGAUGAUGAUGAUGAUGAUGAAGAUGAUGAUUUGGAUGAUGAUGAUGAUGAUGAUGACAAUAACGAUGGUGAUGAGGAUUCGCCUUAA